GUUUAACAAAAAGGUGUUUAUGUACAUUCCGCAUUCAAUCCUGCCGUAAAAGUCAAAGCUGUGGCUAUGUGGACUUCUGCUCGACUCACUUUUCGUCGUGCAGUACACGGUUGCUCCUCUCUAUCAAGACUGUGCACUUCAUCGCAUCAAAUAUUGCUUUCAUGCAAAAGAAAACCGACCUUACCUUUGGCUCUUUUGACAACUAUAACGCCAUGUUGAACAUGGAACUUCCACCAAUAACACCUUCAAACGAGCCGACCGUGACAGCAAUCCUAGACCCUCCCCACCCGGAAUUUUCAACGUGCCCUCGCUAUGGCUCUGUGCACCUCAUGGCCUUGAAUUUGGAAACACGAACCGUGCUGUCCAAGUUCGACCGGAAUGGAGACGGAGACAUCGACCCGUCUGAGCUUGAAGAGGUCGUUGACGAGCUUGUCAAGUCCCAGUUUAAAAGCAGGCUCUUCAUGGCUGGAAUGAUAAUGGUGAUUUUCAGCCUGGUGCUGCUCCUUGGCUCGGGGUUUGGGUUGACUUGGGCAGUGGUGCUCGCACACAAGGACACCACGAUCAACGACAAGUUCGUGCUGCUGUCCUCCAGCACCAACAAACCCGUGCAAGCCACCGACGCAAACUACACUGUGGCCCCCUCCGGCUUGCUGCUGUCGCGCAGCAGCGCCGGUACGGUGGCCACCGGAGCCUACUACGCGCAACGCAUGCUCAACUCCAGCAUGACGUCAGAGGAGCUCACCUACCUCGCUCGUGUCUGUGUGCUGGGUGCCAACGGAGCGGAACUGGGUCUGCGUGUGACGGGCUACAAGCUGCUGUCCGGCUCGCCCGCGCAGCUGCAUGUGCACACCCCCAGCGGCACGCUGGUGCUGACGGGCAGCAAAGUGGACAACAGCACGGUGCCGGCCAACCUACUGGACCCCAGCAUCACACGCUGGAUAGGACCCCAGAAGGACCCCAGGAGCGCAGCGCCACCAGCAUCCAAGAAGCUUUCCUUGGACGCUGGUAAGGUCAUCCAGCAGUAAGAUUCUGUUUUCGCUCCGGUAGGGCAAUGUCGGUGGUGUGCGGCUGGGCGCUACCCCCAAACAUGCUGUCGCCAUGUAACCAAGGCAGCAUGCUGGGACGCUGCUGCUGGGUGUGUUGACGGGUAGCUGGAAUGCCGAGGAGAGGGGUUUCACGGCUUCAUUCGUUGGUUUGUAUACGUUGCGUGACGUAGGAGGGUCCGCAGGUGGGUGCCUUCGUUUAGACCACACCCAGAAGGACCCAUCAUCAUCUGGGUCAGCGACCACGUUUUGGGUGCUUGUUACCGAUGCUAGGAGCGGUGCUUGACGCGGCAGGUGGUGGCGGCUUAUUUGAAAGAACACUAAUGAACUUGCUCAGCGGGCUGAGUAAGGCUGAUGCGGUGUUAUGAUCCCGCGUGAGCGAUGACGGCUCAAGAGAAGGCCAACGUGUUUCAUGCGGGACACAGCAAUGAUGCUCCGCACACACGACAGCAAAUCUGACCUGCCAAUGCCAAAGGGAUUCCCGUACUUAGAUUCCAGCCCCGUCGGUGUAUGUCGUACGCCCGUGGCCGGAGCCACGGGUAUAGCCAUGUGGGCAGGCGCCUUCCCUGCGGGUCCUUGUUGUCGUACUGGGAUGGCAGGAUGGUGCCUCAGGUUGGCUGUCGCCCUGCCAGAAUAAGUUGGGUGGCAUGACCUCAUAUGUGUAGUUGCGACUCAUCCAGAGAGUGUGUCUACUUGCGCGCGCGUUCUUUCGAAAUUGUCUUUGCACUGCUAAUAAUGCUCUAUGUGAUCCUUCAUAUAUUCAGUUGUUCAAGUUGGCUGGGAGGUGGGGGGGCCUGGGUGUUUCGAUGUGCGGCCCUGUCGGGCUGUUAUGGCAGGGCGGCGGAGCUACUUGCUUGCUGAGAAGAGAACAGGUUUGAUGGAUUCCCGAAUUGUCGAUGAGAUUUCCCAGGGUGUCAUUUCGUGUCCUCCCCCCGCGCACGCAUAGUUUGCCAAUUUUUGAGACAUAUGUGGCUUUCGGCUUUGGUGGUGGUGUAUCGCCGAAAGCAGCCCCCAAUUUUCGUUUAGCGUGUAGGGUUUUGAGGAAAACGGCGGUGUUUUGUUGUUAUUGUUAGGUUGGCACAAUUUUAGGCUGCAUUCCUGGCUUGCUUUGAUCCACGAUCCACAAAAACACAUGCCAUUAAAAUUGAGUAUUCAUGGACGCGCCCCAUCCGGCAUGCAGCAGUUGUAUCCUCCGUCCUGCCGGCUAGAGCCGUGUUCUGACAGCCGCUGUGGCCUGCUGUCAGCGGUCGAGGGGUCGACUGUACCGGUAUUAGGAAUUGCCCAGGGAAUCCUUGACGUUGCCUGCUGGGUGUGCUGACGCUGCGUGUGAGGUGUCUUGCACGUUUGGCUGACAGUUCAUACGCAUGUAUGCUGCCGCCUGGGGCAGAGGGAGUUGUGUGCUUUGGCUGCGUUCAGGCUAUGUAGUAGUAUGCUGUGUGUACUGCGUUGGGAGCCCUCCCCGCCCUCCUGCUUUAUCACUGGGGGGAUCUACGCACCGGCCUUCCUGGCUUGCCGGUGCAGGUGGGGGCUCGUACUGUGCGCAUCAUCGCAUGGUGCGUUGUACCAUUGUAAAAGUAUGUAACAGGUCGUGGGCAG
Astrephomene gubernaculifera is the source of this 2639-nucleotide messenger RNA. The record is from the annotation of a GenBank genome assembly. Lineage: Eukaryota; Viridiplantae; Chlorophyta; Chlorophyceae; Chlamydomonadales; Astrephomenaceae.